Molecule: messenger RNA, 1838 nt
Organism: Anastrepha ludens (Mexican fruit fly)
Lineage: Eukaryota; Metazoa; Arthropoda; Insecta; Diptera; Tephritidae
Exons: 6
Coding region: 514-1758 (414 amino acids)
Source: RefSeq, a predicted model, not a curated record
AAUAGUUCAAACGUGUCCAGUCCAGCUCCCGAGUGAUAAAUAACGCUGAGAAAUCGCGCAAAAUUACGAGCUUUGAAUUCAUCAAUUAAAUCCAAUUCUUUAUCAAUAACAACAAUUAAUAAUACAAAAAAAAUUAAAAAAAAAAAACAAUGCGCACUCAAAUUCUUUGUUUUUGUGUGGCACUCUUGCUCAUUGUGUGCAUUCUUUAAUUACUCAUUGCAAAUGCUGGAAAAAUUUACGCUCAUAAAUCCUUUCGUUUACUUCCACUUAAGCCACGAAUGAGUUGAGCUAUUGUAGUCAUCACGGAAUGUAAGAAAGUGAUAUUUAUGAAAGAAAAAAAAAAACAAAAAAAGUCGUAGUCAAAAAUGUAAUUGCUAAAAAAUCGUAAAAUAGCGCGUAGUUUGUCGUACCCACCCUUAGAGUAGGUGAAUCCAAAAUCAUCCAAAUUAUCCAGCACGUGAGCCAUACACCAAACGUAAUUUAGCUCGGCGCGUUCCGUAGACGGUUGAGAAGAUGAGCGCAAAAGAUGUUGAAAGCAGUGCGGAGGCGUCUUUGCAGACUAAAAAGGCGCAGCAGCAAUUGGCUAAACAAGAAUAUGCUGUAAUAUGCCUGAUGGUAGUUCUCGCUUUAACCUCCAUUGUUUGGAGCAUCACCAUACAUAUAAUCUCGGGCGACUUUUAUCAUGGCAUACUUGGCGCCAAAUUGGCAUUUCGGGAAAGAGAUUUUCCGCAAAUGGAUGAACAUUCCAAGGAGAUUUUCUUUCAUGAUCUGGAUAAGCUAAUCAACGAGACCUAUAGUGAUGCUGUAGUCAAUGGGGAAAUUGAAGAAGACGAGACCACGCCCACUCCAUUGGAUGCUAAUGCUACCACCAAACAGCCAAAGGUGCGCAAAACUUAUCACAUUUUCCAAGUGGUUCACCCGGAUGAAGUCGAAGUGAAACCCGAGGACGAGGCGUCGGAAGAAGUCACCACUACAGUACUGCCAGCAGUGAAAUUCAAUAUGACGCAUGAUCGCCAAUUUCUCUCUACAAUGAUGCUGGAUGUGCACAAAACUCGUUGGCGUCAAAGCGCCGCCGUCCAAUUCAUUUAUAGUUUUCCAUUUCUGUCGGAAAUCUUUGCAAUAAUAUGGACAGCCAUGUGUUUAAUCUUUCAAUCAGGCGUGCAAAAGUAUUGGGGUCUACCGAAACCUUGGCGCAUUGUCAUACCUUCCAUACUGGUAUUUUCGCUAAUGACACUGGGUACGCUCAUCUACGCUAUUUUGGCUAGCACCUACUUGAAGAAUCUAUGCAAUGGAUUGCGGGAAAAUUUAACAAAGCCCGAUGCGAUUACUUGCGGCCAGGCCAUCGCUGUACUGCGUCCCUUCAUCCGACAGCACGAAUUCAAACACGACGUCUACUUGAAUCUCUUUCGCUUCGCCUACAUGUUCGCUCUGGUCAUGUGGCUGUUGGCGCUCCUCCUAAUGCUGCUGCGCUACUUCUUCGCCAUCGAUUUCCAACUGAUGGAUGUGCAGUCGUUGUAUGAAAACAAGUUUGCGCGGCGUCUGAGUAAACCAGAACCCGAAUUUACAGAAGUGCUGCUGGAUGCGGCACAAUCGCCCACACUUUUACUGCCACGCAAUGAACGCAACAAGUCGGAGGAUGAUUUUCAAAGUGCCAAGUCAAAUUUGAGCGAAGUGGCGAUGCCGUUGCUCGACACCGGCAAGCAACAACUUGGGCGAGCGCAAUAUGCGCGUUCGCAGCAGCAGCAGCGUGUGGUUUAGUUUUGUUUAUGUUUUUGUAUAUUUGACAAAUUAGAGGCUCAAAACAAAAAAAAAAAAAAAGGAGGCGUGAAGCGGCGGAA